AUGGAUAGUGAGUACAAAGUUGGAGCAUUGUGCGAAUUGAUUGCAUCUUCUGGAAAUAAAAAGAAAACAAAAAAAGAUAAAAAGAAGAAAAAGAAUAUCGAAGGUCCACUCCAAUCAGAAACAAAUUUAAGUGAUUUGUCUAAAAAUGAAAAUGAAGAAAAAUCAAAGAAGAGAAAAUCAAAGAAAAAUUCUAAUGAACAAUCAAUAAAAAAAAUUAAAAACAAUUUGAAUCCUCAACAAAUUGAAGCUUUUGAUAUAAAACCAGAAAUAGUUAAUGGAAAAAUUGAAAAAACUAAUAGUACUUUAGAUAAAAAGAAGAAAAAGAAUAUCGAAGGUCCACUCCAAUCAGAAACAAAUUUAAGUGAUUUGUCCAAAAAUGGAAAUGUAGAAAAAUCAAAGAAGAGAAAAUCAAAGAAAAAUUCUAAUGAACAGUCAAUAAAAAAAAUUAAAAAUAAUUUGAAUCCUCAACAAAUUGAAGUUUUUGAUACAAAACCCGAAAAAGUUAAUGGAAAAAUUGAAAAAACUAAUGGUCAAGAAUCAUUAGUGUCAGUAAACAAUAAAACAAAUCAAAUUAACGAUGACUCAAAUUCAGGUCCUAUAAAAGAGAGUCAUACAUCUGAAACUUUUGAAAAAAAAAUUAAAAAAAAGAAAACCAAAAAACCAAAAGAUAAUUCAACAAAACCUAAUGAUAAAACUAAAAAAAUUGAAAAAAAAUCAUCUACGACUAACUCAACGGAUAUAAAAUCUUCUGAGGAUUAUGCUGAAAAAGAAUCAAGAACUGUGUUUGUUGGCAAUGUUCCAGUUAGUGUUAAAAUGUCAGCAAUAAAAAAAUUAUUCAAACAAUUUGGAGAAGUAGAAACUACUAGAUUAAGAAGUGUAGCUGUCAAAAAUCUUGAAGUGCCUAAACGUGUAUCUAUAAUGAAAGGAGAUUUUCAUCCACAAAGAGAUACUGCUAAUGUGUAUAUACGUUUCAAAACCAUCGAACAGGCACAAAAAGCAUUGGUUUUAAAUGCCACACAGUUUGAAGGACAUACAAUAAGAGUAGAUAUGGCUUUAAAUUCAAAUCAUAAGCAGAAUAUUAAAAAAGGAAUAUUUAUUGGAAAUCUUCCCUAUAGUAUUCAGGAAGAUGAAAUAUGGGACUAUUUUAAAGAUUGUGGAACAAUAUCAGCUGUGCGUAUUGUACGUGAUAAUGCAACAGGCGUGAGCAAAGGUUUUGGAUAUGUAGAUUUUGAAACUAAAGAAUCUGUUGAAUUAGCUAUGCAAAUAAAAGGGAAAAAGGUUCAAAAUAGAGAAAUUCGCAUUAAAAGAAUUGAAACCAAUAAAAAUACAAAAAAGGUGUUCGACAAAAGACCGUUACCAUUUAAAAGAACCAAACCUAUGGGUAAAAGUGGUCAAAACUUCCAAGGAGAAAUAAUGAAACCGAAAAUGAAUAAAAAGAAACAAAAACCAACAAAAACAGAUUUAAUGAGAAAGAAGAUUGCUAAAAAAUUAAAUUCUUAA
Molecule: messenger RNA, 1500 nt
Organism: Macrosiphum euphorbiae (potato aphid)
Lineage: Eukaryota; Metazoa; Arthropoda; Insecta; Hemiptera; Aphididae
Source: the annotation of a GenBank genome assembly